Drosophila grimshawi is the source of this 6433-nucleotide messenger RNA. RefSeq names its product protein javelin. Bases 1 to 6132 code for a protein of 2043 amino acids. NCBI's taxonomy places the organism in Eukaryota, Metazoa, Arthropoda, Insecta, Diptera, Drosophilidae. The transcript is spliced from 7 exons. The record is from RefSeq and is a predicted model, not a curated record.
AUGUCGCGCCUAAGUUCAAAAAUUGCAUUAAGAUCGCAGUCGCCGCAUCGGAGUUGGCCGCGGAGCUUGCGCUCAGCAGACGCCGUCGCUUGGCGUCAGUCUAUCGCGGGACGCAAAAGCGCGCACAACACAAACAACGAACGCGCCGCGAAGCGAGACGGCGACAUACAAAUAAGUGUACAAGAGAGAAAGAGAGAGAGAGAGAGAGCAAGAGCGGGACAGGGAGAGAAAUUCAAAGUUGGCAAGGACAGCUAUAGCUAUCAGCACAAUUACGUGGACCGCGUGCGUCUUGAAGAUACGAAUGGUAAUCAUUAUAAGCAGCAGCAGCACCAGCAACCGGCGCACCACUAUCCGAAAACCACACACGAUCCGCACUGUCCACAGCUGCGAGCCGCUGGCUGGCGGCACACGCACAAAUCCGUAUCGCAUCUCGAUUUGGCCACCAGCUGCCAUGGUGCAGCUGGCGCUGGCAUAGAUCGGCAACGCAGGCAACUGCAAGUGCAACUGCAUCAUCAUCACCACCAGACGCACCACCACCCGCAGCAUCAUCCACAGCCGCCGCUGACACCACACGCACAGCCCCAUUGGACGCAGUGUCGCGUUGGGAUUGCAACGGCACCAGCUGGCGGACAGGGUCAGCUGAGAAACGCUCGCUCCUUGGACUACACGCAGCUGGAGCGUGAGGAGAACGCUUUGGACAUAGCCGAGUUCUAUUGGCGUUUCGAUGCGGAAGCGCCGCUUGAGCAGCUCGACAACUACGCGGUUAAUGAUAACUUUGAGCCAGCAGCAGCAGCUGCAGCAGCAAAAGCAACAUCAUCAACUGCCACAGCGCCAGUAGCAGCAACAGCUACAGCAGCUGGCACAACUUCGACAGCAGCAGCAGCAGUAGCGGCAGCAGUGGGCGGCACAGUUACUGCCACGUUCCUUGACUUUGGCAGCGACUCAUGCAGCUUGCGAAGAUCGCGCAGUUUGGCCGUGAUACGUGAGGAGACAUUUAGCGAUCUGCAAAUUGGCUCGGCAAACAGCAGUCGGCGACGAUCGCAGCUAAUUCCGCGUGCGCGACUAGUUAAUCACGGUUUUUUCCGCGAAUCGCCCCGACUAAACAGCAAACAGCAGCAACAAGUGCACAGUGAGCAGCCAACUGAGCCGACGGAGGACACACAGAGCACUAGUAGCGGUGUAAAAACUUGCGAUUCGCAUGAGCAGCAGCAGCAACAGUUGCAGAAGCAACAACAACAGCAGCAGCAAUUGCAAAAACAACAACACAGACAUCAUCAUUGCCCACAGCGACUUCAACGUGACUCACAUGACUUUGACGUCUACUACGAUAAUCUAAAACGCUUGGACGCCUUGGCAUUGGGCCUCAGCGAGCAAUUGCAUCCGUGGCACAACGACAAAAGUGACUUGGAGAGUUUAAACUCGGACUACUUUAAGAACUCGCUGCAUCAGAAUCACACGGAGCAACAGCAUUCCUCACUAGAGUUUGAUGCACUCGAACAGGCGGUCACCCUGCUGAGCGAAAGGCCACGAAUCUAUCAGUCGCGACGACAGCAACAGCAAAACCAUCAGCAUAGAUCACAUCAUUACUGUCAACAGCAGCAGCAGCGACACAUUGAUCUGGGCGGUGAAUCCUGUCCGGAGCACAGCCAGAGCAGCGUCUUCCCGGAGACGACGACCAGCAACUCGGACGAUCAGACGGACACACCAUCACUGUCGGAACAGGAAUACGAUCUAACACAUAUUGAGCAGAUCUUCCAGCAGAGCGACGCUGGUGAAGUUGAGGAGAGUUACGAGUUGAUCAGCUUAACAACAACAACACGGACACGUUUCGAGAGCAGCGAGGACGACGAAGAGGUGGGCGUUGAGCAAGCUGUGGAUGUUUUAGCUGGCGCCGAGGAUAGUCUGACCACGCUCACUGAGACAACAGCCAGCGAUAGUGAUGCCACUUUGAAGCGGACACACAGCGAGCAGCUAGAUAAGUUUAUUGCCUACGAUUCCGUUUAUUUAUCCUCCGAGGAUAGCUCCGAAUGCACCUUGGUUGGUGAGAGCAGCGAGUCCUUUGAGCAGCACACAUUCAACAGCUGCACGGAUAGCGGAGAGCUGGAAGCACGAAGUCUACUGCAAAUUUCCAUUGAGGACACGGUUUACGAACCACAGCCCAAGCAGCACAAAAAGGAGGAAGAGGAGCGGCAGAAGGAGAAAGAGCAGCUGCUGACCUCCGCGAAAGUAGACACACAGGUCUUUACACAGGUUCUGAAAAUCGAGCCUGCCACGUCCAGUAGCCACAUAAAUGUGGGCGUAACGUCCAGUGUAGCCAGCAAGCCGCGAAUUCUGACUGUGGUUGAGAAACGGAAACUGAGGCAGGAGGAACUGAAGCAACCUGCGCCGCCGGAACUAAAGCGACAGGCAACCGACAUCUUUGUGGAUUCAUCGUCACACAAAUCAAAUCUCACAGAGAACCAAUAUCACAGUUUGCCAGAUGUGAACAUUAGCGUUAGCCUCAAGGCGAGCGAGACCAUUGACAAGGAGCUGAGGACUUCCUAUAAUUUGCAGCGACAGCAGCAGCGCAAGGAAUCCAAGCGACAAAAAGGCGAAGUAACCCGAGCGGAGACCUACGACUCAAUAAGACGCUUUGGACGUGCCCAUCAGAAGGCCAGGCAGAAGGAAAACGAGGAGCGUGAGAAGCAGCGCGAAAAGGAAGAGGCCACUCAAGUGGUGGAAAAGGAAACUAAACAGCAGCCGGAGCAAAAUCAAGUGGCGAAAAAGAAAACGGAAAAAUCUGAGUCGAUUGAAUCGGAAGUAGUUGUUAUCCAAGUGGAAGUACAGGAAGGGAAAGAGGAGGAGAACGAGGAAGAGGAGGAAGAGCAACCUCUACCACCACCGCCGCCUCCCAUCACAGAGGACGAGUUUAACGAUAGCCAAAACGAUAACGAUAACGGUAACGCCAACGAUAACCAAUCAGUGUCCCUAUCACAUCCGGAACAGCCAAGGGAAGCGCCUGUCAUCGAGAUAGCAAACUUUAGCAAACUAAUCGAGCGACGCGCACAGGAGUUAAGGCAACGCACAAAAGAGCAAACAGAGGAGCUGGAAAAGCAGCAGCAGCAUCAGCAACAGACUCAAUCAUUUCGUAUUAUUGUCACUGACGCGCACAACAACAUCAUCCAAACGGAAGCAAUUCACGAGGAGCAAACGAAGCCAGUUACACCAACGUCAACAACAACUUCCGUCAGCAGCAGCAGCUCAGCAGCAUCAAAAGUGCUUACAAAUUUCGGACACACUCAUUCGCAGCGUUCGUUGAGACGCUCGAAUAGCUCAGCGUGUGGCAAACCGCCGGAACGUCGCGUGCUCAGUGCGGGAGCAUCAAUUUACAAAGCUCGACCCAUUAAGGUGCUAGCAACAGCAGGCAGCGAUUCGCUUGGACGCCAAAAGAUGUCACGUCCACAGAUUUUGCAUGUUGUGGAUAGCAGCACCAGCAGCAGCAGCGGUAGUAGCAACAACAGCAACAGCAACUUGCGGCGCCGCAGCAGUGCGCGCAGCAUUGCUAGCAAUGUGAGCGGUGAAGUUGCCACCGAAUAUCUACAAAAAGUGGACGCUGUAAAGUGCUACUGGAAUAAGCUGGCCGGCAAUGAGCCAGCUGAAAAGCCAGACGAGGAGCCGGACAAGGUGUCGCGUCUGCACUUCCAGCUGGGCAAUAAAGUGACGCCAAGCAAUGGCGAGAAACCUGCUAGCAACAGUUUGGACUACUGUAGCAUAAUGCCGCCCUCCAUUGAAAUUGUCGAGCUGGGCGAUGGGUCCCAGAAGGCAACAAUUGUGAGUGCUGCACAGCAGGAGCUGCCUGCGAAUGGGGGAGACGAUGAUGAUGAUGAGGAUGGUGCACAGUUUGAUCAUAUACGCUACAAGGUAUUAAAGUCACAGCAGCUCAUUCGCAACAGUAUUCUGACGACACGCAACAAGAAGGAGGCACAAUUCGAUGGACUCAUACAAUACCUGCAGGACUACAGUUUUCAGGAGCUGCUGAGCAAUAACAAUGUGGUCAUUGUAGAGCCGGUUAGAACCAAAAUUGAGCGACCCCUCACAGUCGGUGUAAAUACGGCCCCAACAAAACCUCCCAGGCUGGCAAGCACAGUACAGAAGACGACAGCAGCGCCGAAGAAGGUACGACAGCGCCAAGUGGGUGGAACUGGAGCAAAGCGACACUUCUUCUAUCAGCCAGUGAGAGUCAACCGGGAGCUGUAUGAGGAUGAGCUGCCGGAUCCGGAUACGGUGCGUAAUGUUCGUCGCUUCUUUGAGCAGCACAUUCUUCCCACGCCUGGCCAGGGCAUUCUCGUGCAAUCGCAGCAGAAGUUUGGCGGCUCCGCUUGCCAGCUGAGUCCGAAGAGUCGACGAGCACGUGGCUACCGCUAUCUGACUAUUGACACGAGUUAUGGCGAAGCAGCUGCUGCUGCUGUUGAAGAGCAGCCUAAGGGCAUGGAGCUGCUCGAGGAGCACAAGAUCAAGCACUGGGACAAUGCGAGUUUAUCGAGCGGUAUCUCAAGCGGUGAUUUAUCAUCGCCCUGCGGCGAGUGUCACAACCAGCCGGAAAGCAUAAUAAAGAAAUCACCAGUUCUGGCCUGCAAGGGUGUUCAUGUGCUCGAUGUGGUGCGACGACACAAUAGCAAUGCGGCAAAUGCCAAGGCCAGAGCCAAGCUUGCCAGCCGACGCACCUGGUGCGUGGGUGGAGCAAUAGCAGCUGCUGAUUCACGCUACCGACAAAUUUAUGAGCACAAUUUGGGGCAGCCACAUAACAGUGGAGAUGAUGCCCAUGAUCAUAAUCAUGCUGAUGAUGAUGAUGACGAUAGGGAUGUGGAUGAUGAUGAUGACGACGAUGUGGAGGCGGACAUGUGCGAGUCGUAUUAUGUGAGCAAUGAUGUACUGGCCAAAAUACGCGAAUGUGGUUCCACGGUCACCUACUAUGGUGGCAGAGUACUGGAGCGACAGACGCCCGAGAGAAUGGCGGCAGCAACAAUGCAGACGAAUCAGCAGCUGAUUAAUGGCAAUGCAGGCAACGCCCUCUCCACACGCUCACGUGUGCGUCAAAUUGAAUCCUGCAACGUCUGCCCGCCCACAAUACAGGGCUGUGAGCAUGAACAAACCGAGCAACAGAAGCAGCAGCAGAUGCAGGAGCAACAGGACUCGUAUCAGGGUAUUAAAUUUAAGCUGGUCAAGUCGAACAGCUGCAGCAGUCGACUGGAGCUGGCAGGGGCCAACGAUGGUGAUGGAGAUGGCGACUCCAUGCUGCAUGGGGACAGUGAAAUGGUCCGCAAAAUGGUUCAUCAUUUUGAGUGCAAUCAGCCAAUGGCAACGACCAACGAUAUCAAUCUGACCAUCAACAGUCAAAGUACCGCUGCCAAAAUUGACCAAGCAACAGCUCGACGACAAGUGACAGUAAAUAAUCACAUCAAUGUGCUCCGGGAACCGGGUGAAAGCCAAGAUGUGCAUGAUAAUCCGAAUGAUGUGGCAACAACGAAAACUUAUCAAAGCCAAGCCAUGAACAUACGCCUUGAUUUAAGUACGGGGCGUGGCAGCAGCGCUGAUAAGCCCAGCAAUAACGGAAAAGUGUGUCGCAAUAAGAAUGUGGAUCUAGCUUAUACGCUGGUCAAACAGUUGCCACAUUCCGAAGCCAAGUCCAUUGUCAAUCCAGGCACGCCCAAUGCCAAUCAGUGGUCACAACUGAAAGCUCCGGAUGAGCAGCAAAUUGAGACCAAAAAGCUGAUGCGACAGCCAGAAAUUAAUGGUCGUGAGCAAAUCAUAGUGCCCAUUGAGAUACAUCAAACAAAUCAGCAGCAGCAGCAGCAGCAACAACAUCCUGCAGCUAGCCAGGAACGUCGUCUGAGCAAUGCCAGCAGCAGUGCGUCCAUUGUAGACAAGACCGUGGUGCGACACUAUGUGGCCAAUGACAAGAGUAUCUACGAGCGACGCAAAUACGAUGAUAUCGAGUUCGAGGAAUUCGAGAUAUACGAUCCGGCCAAAGAGUUGGAGCGCCAGCAGCAGGAACAGGAGCAAUCAAACGAGCACACGGAGCAGUCCAGUGACUCUAUAGAUAAACGGCAUACAGAUGGGGAGCUCUAUGACAGCCUGGAUGAUAGAAUGUAGAACAAUGCUCAAUGGAAUCCAAUCAACGACUUUUUGUGGUUCGGGUUAUCGACACGCAUAAGCUAAAAAUAUAUAAAUAUCUAUAAUCUAUACAACUAGACAUUUUGUAAGUCCCCCAUAGCUUUACAGGUAAAGCCAAAAAAACACACACACACACACACACGCAAAGAAAAGAAUUGAACUAUCCAAAAAUUAUGUUAUACACUGCAACAAUAUGUUAAUCAAUUUGAGCUCAAAUUCUAUGGACCACUCUACUUGUAGUUUACCAUUUAAUGGCCAAAUAAAUAUACCAUUUAUUUAA